CUUUCCACUCACCUUCCAUCUUCUUCUUGCUUUUCAUGUUGCCAAAAGAGCACUAAUAUUAAUUAUUAACAUAAUACGGUGCAUUAAUAAUAACAAUAAGAAUAAUACAGUAGAAGCAACCUAUAGCCUUCUCAUUUCAUCUCAGUUUUUAAGUGACAUCCCACUUUUCUUAGAAACUUUCUAUUUUGGGCGUUUAUUCUAAGACUUCUUUUUUCAGAUUUUAACUUCAAAUUUCAUGGUGGGUGUAAGGCAUCACUUUUUCUGGAAAAGAAAAGCUUUCAAAAACCUUGGAGCCUUUACUAGAUGAAGUGGGAAAUGGAGAUUCUAUCCCCAACUUGCUCUAAUCACAACCUGUCAAAUUCAAGCUGGUUAGUUGCAGAAAGCCAAAGUACAAAAUGGACCCAUUCUGAGAACAAAGCCUUCGAGAACGCCCUUGCUCUGUACGACAAGGACACGCCGGACCGGUGGGAGAAGGUGGCGGAAAUGGUCCCCGGGAAGACGGCGGCGGAUGUGAUUUUGCAGUACAGAGAACUGGAAGAAGAUGUCAGUUGCAUAGAAGCUGGUCUGAUGGAUUUGCCGGCGCCCCUCCCCCCUCCUCCGAGUAGUUUUGCUUCGCCUUUCACACUUGAUUAUUGGGGAAAUAGCGGUGGCGGAUUCGAUGCUCACGGUCGUUCUUUCGCCGCCGGUGCGAAGAGACCGCCGUCUAGCCGGACGCAUGAGCAAGAAAGGAAGAAGGGCGUUCCUUGGACGGAGGAAGAGCAUAGGUUGUUCCUAAUGGGGCUAAAGAAGUAUGGAAAAGGUGAUUGGAGAAACAUUUCUAGGAACUUUGUGGUAACAAGGACACCAACACAAGUAGCAAGCCAUGCUCAAAAGUACUUCAUUAGGCAACUCUCAGGCAGUAAAGAUAAGAGAAGGGCCAGCAUUCAUGACAUCACUACCCUCAACCUCAACGACAACAAAGUCCGAUCACCGGAGAACAAGAAAUCUCAGGCGAUAUCACCGGAUUCCUUGCGAACAAAUUCUGAUAUCCACAGAGUGCCCCCUCAGUGGAACCACCAUCAACAGGGGAGUAAUAAUGGGUCAGUCUUGGGGAGUUUUAGCCCAGCUCAUCAAGGUAUAUAUUUUGGGACGUGCCCUUAUGGGAUAGGGUCCUUGGGAAUGAAUAGGGUACAACAAGGGAGUGCUUCUUUGCCAGAUUCUUACUUUGGAUCCGAAAGAAGGGCUAUUCAUGUAAAAUCAGAUGUGCAGCAUUACCAUCAUGUUCAAUAAUUGAGUUGUUAUCCCCCUAAAAAAACUGGUGAAUUUACAACUUUUCUUCUUCUACCAUGUAAAUAUGUUUUAGCCAUUUUCUUUUAGUCUUUUCAGUAAGAAGCUCAGAAUUCUGAUUUGGCAGUUUUGAAAACAAGAGAUCCAUUAUAUUGCAGGAAAUAUUUUGUAUUGAAAGAAAGCAAUCCAUGUAUGGAUUGAUGUGAAUGAUGUAU
Molecule: messenger RNA, 1481 nt
Organism: Cuscuta epithymum
Lineage: Eukaryota; Viridiplantae; Streptophyta; Magnoliopsida; Solanales; Convolvulaceae
Source: the annotation of a GenBank genome assembly